AUGACCGAAGUGAAGAAAGACGAUGUCGUGAAGAUUCUUCACACUUAUCCUCUCUGUCGAAAAUGCGAUAUGACGGACGAAAUGAAGCAAGAGGCGAUGGAGCUGUGUGUUACGGCAGCCGAAAAAUACGCUGACAAUUAUGAGAGUGUGUCGAAAAUGAUAAAGGAGACAAUGGACAAAAAAUUCGGCGCAUCGUGGCACACCGUAGUCGGUGAGGGUUACGGUUUUGAAAUCACUUAUCAACUCAAACAUCUCUUGUACAUGUAUUGCGCCGGCAAUUUAGCUAUUUGUAUAUGGAAAUCGGUGUAG
This is a messenger RNA of Venturia canescens, 309 nucleotides long. RefSeq names its product dynein axonemal light chain 4. NCBI's taxonomy places the organism in Eukaryota, Metazoa, Arthropoda, Insecta, Hymenoptera, Ichneumonidae. Gene Ontology annotation, biological process: microtubule-based process. The coding region runs from base 1 to 309 and encodes 102 amino acids. The transcript has 2 exons. The record is from RefSeq and is a predicted model, not a curated record. Gene Ontology annotation, cellular component: dynein complex.